Molecule: messenger RNA, 735 nt
Organism: Saprolegnia parasitica CBS 223.65
Lineage: Eukaryota; Oomycota; Saprolegniomycetes; Saprolegniales; Saprolegniaceae
Exons: 8
Coding region: 1-735 (244 amino acids)
Source: RefSeq, a predicted model, not a curated record
AUGACCGAGGCGCUUGCCGGCGUCCGCGCUGUCCUGAGCUGCGUCAUCGCCCAUCAAGAUGCCACGUCGUACCCAGCCGCGUGCUUUGAAGAGCACUGCACAGAUGGCUACGCCAUGCGGCUACUCCACGGCGCAGCGCCAGAUUCGCCGGCGGCGCACCGAUUGCACAACCUCAUCGAGUUUGGCGUCUCGGAAUGUCUCGAGCGGCGGUGCCUCGACGCGCUGACGUUCACGGUGCACGACACGGCGACAGGCAGUCUACGUCGGCUUGUGCUCCGCUUCGCCUACGCAGCGAGUGGCAUGCCAGCUUCGCCGAUCGUGCCCAUGCUCAAGCAGGUCGCCCUGCUGCUGGAAACGCUUCAACCGAUCCCAUCCCCUUCGUUUGUCCAGCUCACGCUGCGUCCUGAGUGCCUACCCUACCCAAGUUGGAAGCCUGCGUACUAUGUCCCGCCGUCGUCGCUUCCGCCGAACGCCACAUCGCUCGUCGACUUGCCUUUCGGGACACUGCGAACAUUGGACGGGGUGCAUAUGCAGUGCCUUCUCCAAGCAACCACCAACGCAGCAUCCGCGUCCGUGCCUGCCUUUGACGCGUACUUCGACUUGCCGGCUACUCCAGCACGGCUUGACGACGUCCUUUGCUUGCCGGUACCCAAGUCUGUCUGGCCCACGUCGUCGUGCGUCGCGCAGCCUUUGCAUCAGCGAGCGGCCACGAGCCAGCCAUGGUUCCUUCGUUAA